Molecule: messenger RNA, 1477 nt
Organism: Ipomoea triloba (trilobed morning glory)
Lineage: Eukaryota; Viridiplantae; Streptophyta; Magnoliopsida; Solanales; Convolvulaceae
Product: fasciclin-like arabinogalactan protein 3
Exons: 1
Coding region: 352-1155 (267 amino acids)
Cellular component (GO): plasma membrane
Source: RefSeq, a predicted model, not a curated record
AAUUGAUCAAACAAAUUAAACGAAAAUUUUGACUAAAAAGCUAUUUUCCUUAACACCCUGUAAUAUUCAUUCAUACAAUCAUACAUAUCUUUUUCCGCAUCUUAUUGAUAUGGUAAAAGCAUCCAAUUAACACCACAAAUUGUUAAGGGCGAGAGAAGUUCACUCCUCAGUCCUCUCCAUGCAAAACAAAGAAUUAGUUCAAUUCAUCUCUUUAAAACCCCUCCAUGACCGGCAAGCUUCGCCGUCGGCCAUCUCGAUCAGAUCACCGUAAAGGCGCGGCAGCCUUACACGAUCUCCUUCUUUUUCAUAAUCAAACUAACUAACUAAUAGGAAGGCAAAAAAAUACAUAUAAUGAGUCAUUUGCACCUCUCCGCCGCCGCAGUUAUCCUCCUAACAUGCAUUCUCUCCACCGCCUCCGCCUUCAACAUCACGCGGAUCCUAAAUCGCUACCCCGAGUACGGCGUCUUCAACGAUCUAUUGAGUCGGACCGGUUUAGCCUCUGAUAUUAAUCGGCACUCGACGGUAACCGUUUUGGCGGUGAAGAACGGCCAGAUCGGAGAUCUCACCAGCCGUCCGAUCGAUCUCGCGGAGAGCAUUCUCCGGACGCACGUGAUUUUGGACUACUAUGACAUCAUGAAGCUCCACCGGCUCAAGUAUGACCACGCGAAGGUCACCACUAUGUACCAGCAGACGGGAAUCGCGGACAAAAAUCAGGGGUUUCUGAACGUCACUACCGGAAAAGACGGCGUGAUUUUCGGAUCGGCCGUUAGGCAUUCCCCGCACGACGCGCGUUUGGAGGAGGCGGUUAUGAGCCGGCCGUACAACAUCUCCGUGCUUUGCGUCUCGUGCAUCAUCGUCACUCCCGGCCUCGACGGAUACUCCAUGCCGCCGGCGGAAGCGCCGCCUCCUGACUCCGACUCGCCGGCCCCGGCUCCCGCCCGAAGACGCCGCCGCCGGAAACGCGCCCCCGCCCCAGCCGAGGAGGAGGUUCCGGCUCCCGAUUCCGAUUCCUCAGACUAUGCCCCCUCCGAUUCCCCAGCUGAUGCACCCGGACCUGACGCCGACGCAGCUGACAAAUCCUCGGCCGGAAAGUCCGCCGCCGUUUCCCUCGUCGGUUUCUUCCUGCUGUUGUGUUCUCUGCUUGCAGCUCACUAACUCUUCUUGAAGACUGCUGAGGAUAUUAGCCAUGGCCAUGAUCGGAAGGAUACACAAAAAAAAAAAAAAACAGAAAACUAAAGAUGUUUUCAAAAACAUGAUCAAAUUUUGUUAAGUAAACACGUCUCCAAAAAUAUAUUUAAAAAAAAAAUAAGUGGCCAAAUGGGUGAUGUUUUAAUGGAAAUUAUGAAGGAGAUAUGAUAAGGUAUCAUCGGAUACCACGUCAGCAUUGUAUCACCCGGUAAUAAAUUGACAAAUCAUCAUUUCAAGAAAUAAAUGGACAUUCUCAUUUCCAAAAAAAAAGUGAUAUUUUUUUUCUCUA